Molecule: messenger RNA, 2439 nt
Organism: Nasonia vitripennis (jewel wasp)
Lineage: Eukaryota; Metazoa; Arthropoda; Insecta; Hymenoptera; Pteromalidae
Product: ankyrin repeat and zinc finger domain-containing protein 1
Exons: 8
Coding region: 216-1709 (497 amino acids)
Source: RefSeq, a predicted model, not a curated record
CACCUGGCCUCUCACUCUCGUAACUGGCUUAUGGAAUAAAGCAUACUGAUCUCUUCACUCACCAAGGCGAAUUGCAACUGAUUUGAUUUAGCCGACAAACAGACUUAAAUUUUAAACUAGAGUUUAGAUUAAGAAUAUUAAGAGUAGAUACAUAUUUUACGCAAUUCCAAAAAUUGAACCCUAUCUGUACAUGUUAUUAAAUACACAAAUAGAAUAUGAAUCAUCAAAUUGUUAAAAUCUAUAAUACACAUGAUUUUGAACGAACUACAAAAGGCAUAAAAGUUGCUCAGUUCAUGAGAUUAAAACAUUCAAGUUCAGAUACUAAACAAAUUUUUAAUAAUUUUGAAGAUCUUGUUAUAUCAAAUUCAUUAUGCUGCUCUUAUUGCAAUACAGUAUUUGCUGAUAAGUAUCAGCAGAGAACUCAUUAUAAAUUAGAUUGGCACCGAUUUAAUUUAAAACAGCAUUUGCAUGGUCUCAAAUCAGUUUCAGAAGAUAUUUUCAAAGUUAUGAUGGACAAAAAUGAUUCAAGUACAUCAGACUCUCAAAAAAAUACACAGACUAAAGACUGUACUCCCAAACAAUGGAAUGAAAAUAAAAAAACGAAAAAAAAAACUGUAAACCAAAAGUUGUUAGAAUACAAACUAGAUAGUUCUGAUGAAGACUGCACUGAAGAGGAUAGUGUUAUGAUUAAAAAUGAUAUACUUUUGACGAUUACAACUCGGCAUUCUAAGGUUUUUUUUGAAAAUGAAGAGGGUAAUAUAUUCAGCAUAUAUCGAUGUUUACUACACAGUAAAAAGGAAAUACCAGAAGUUGAUAACGAGAUUAUAACUCAAGCUUUAAAAAGUGGAAGAACGUCACUGUGGACAAUUGUAAUGGUUGGUGGAGGUCAUUUUGCUGCUGCAGUUUUUUCCGAUGGAAACGUGAUUGUGCACAAGGCCAUCCACGCUUAUACAAUACGUGCAAAACAAGGUUUUGUUCAAAGCUCUCAUGACAAUCGUCAUUCAUUAAAUAUCAUAAAAAGUGCUGGAGCAAAUAUUCGCCGGCAGAAUGAAUAUAAACUAACACAGCAAAUACAGAAAGUUCUAGAAUCUUGGUCAUCCUAUAUUGAAAAAUCAUCGUUGAUACUUUAUAGAGCAGUUGGUCCAUGCAAUCGCACUAAAUUAUUUGGCGGAAAAAAUGCACCUCUUAAUAAAAAUGAUCCUCGACUAAGGCCACUUCCAUUUCCUACUCGUAAAGCAACAUUUAAUGAAGUCAAGCGUGUAUAUGAUAUUUUGAGUAACAUGGAAAUAUAUGGAUCAGCAAAAAAUUUUACAGAAGCUUUCCCAAUAUCACCACGUCAACCUCGUAGAAAAAAAUCACUAAAGGGCUAUUUUAUCAACUCUAAUGAUAUUUGUAAUAAAAGUAAUAAUAGCAAUAAACCAAUAAACACAUUGGAAGAUAGACAAUGCAAAAGUUUUCGAACCCAUAUAGAUAGAGCCAAACCAAGAAAAAGCCCACAUAGACCAUUACCAGACAUAGUCGCCAAACUUGCUCAAUCUUCUUCUGAAUCAGAAUUUGAAAUACAAGAUUACGCUUAUACAAGAAUAAAUAACAUAAAUUUUAUUGAACAGAAAUCGGAAGUUAACUUUAAAAAUUGUUUGGAAGCUUUCGAAAAUACAACACCGUUAAACAUGCAAAAAAAAAAUCAUAAACGGAAACAAAAAUUUUAACAUUCAAAACAAACAAAAAAAUAAAUGCCAAUGAUAUCGUUUUCUGACAAAAUUAUACAUUUGUUAUUCCAAAAAGGAAAUAAAUAAAUGCAUGAGCGUUUUUAAUCGCAUGAUUAUAACAUUUUCACUUUUAAGUCCAAUAUUAGUUAUUCACAACAAAGUUUGCUACUCAUAAAGAGAAUUAAGAAAUCGCUGCCAAAUUUUUGACACAAUACUCUUUGCAACCUCAUGUAUUGUUUUAAUUUGAUACUCUUGCGACGGGCGAGAAUCAUAAAGCGUGUUUAGAUAAUUCUCGGCUCGCCUUUACUCAGGAGAGAAAAACCAUGCUUAUCGCAGGAUGUUUUGUCUCAUGGCGAAUCUUAAGGGGCAAACAACUUUUAAACCCUAAAAAAAAGAUUUAUAAUAUAACAUUACAAAUUUAAAGUAAAUUAUUUGAAAUUUUUUCUAGUGAUAUUUAGUAAUAUUACUUAUACUUUUACUGCAGUAAAUCAUUUAUCACAUCCACUUACUCAUUGUGGCAGUCGGUGAAAUGGUUUGGAAAUAUUUCCCUGUCUAUAGAAUUCCAAGUAAACAAGUGGUUUUUUUGGAUUAAAAUUUUAGGAGAACACUUUGUAUACCUUUAGUUUUGGUAUGAAUGCAGGCUUUUUUAUUUGAAUGAGUAAAAUAUGUUUUAUGAACAAAAAGAUGAAAUAUUAAGCGAAGAAAAGGAAUAAAAUAUAUGACCAGAAAA